Messenger RNA from Synchytrium microbalum, 1257 nucleotides. RefSeq lists its product as uncharacterized. Bases 1 to 1257 code for a protein of 418 amino acids. The record is from RefSeq and is a predicted model, not a curated record. The transcript is spliced from 8 exons. NCBI's taxonomy places the organism in Eukaryota, Fungi, Chytridiomycota, Chytridiomycetes, Synchytriales, Synchytriaceae. Gene Ontology annotation, molecular function: iron ion binding; stearoyl-CoA 9-desaturase activity; heme binding. Gene Ontology annotation, biological process: unsaturated fatty acid biosynthetic process. Gene Ontology annotation, cellular component: endoplasmic reticulum membrane.
AUGCCAACACUAGGACAGAGAAUGAAGCGCAAUGACAUUGAGUGGCUGAAUGUCGUAAUCUUCAUCGUCACGCCGGCCUUGUCAUUGUACGGCUUCUACACAACCCAGUUAACCUUCCAAACCGCAAUCUGGGCUGUCGUUUACUACUUUUGCACGGGCCUGGCUAUCACUGCAGGUACUCAAACUGUCGAAAGCAUCAUCAUCUCACUGCCAAGCACAAACCCUUUCGAACAAUUACAUAGGUACUUUGCUCACAGAUCAUAUGAGGCUGCAUUUCCUAUGCGUCUCCUGCUAGCACUCUUCGGUGCUGGUGCUCUGCAAGGAUCCAUAAAAUGGUGGUGUCGUGACCAUCGUGCCCAUCACAGAUACACCGAUAGUAGCAGAGAUCCGUAUGGUGCCAACAAGGGUGUGUUUUGGUCGCAUAUCGGCUGGCUGGUUGUCAAGCAGGACAAGGACAAAAUAGGUCGUGUCGAUAUCUCGGAUCUCAAACGAGACAAAAUCGUCAUGUGGCAGCACGACUGGUUUCCUAUAAUCGGACUCUUUAUGGCAUUUGUAUUCCCUACUCUUGUCGCGUACAUUGGAUGGGGUGACUUCUGGGGUGGAUUCUACUUUGCUGGAGUCGCAAGACUCGUCGUUGUCCACCAUGCUACAUUCUGUGUAAACAGUCUAGCACACUGGCUGGGUGAAGCCUCAUACGAUGAUCGUCAAACUCCUCGUGACCACUUUAUUACUGCUUUGGUGACAUUGGGUGAAGGAUACCACAACUUUCACCAUGAAUUCCCAUCUGAUUACCGAAAUGCAAUCCUCUUCUGGCAAUAUGACCCUACUAAAUGGACGAUUUGGAUAUGCUCCUUGUUUGGACUGACGUAUAAUCUAAAAAUGUUCCCAGAGAACGAGAUUGUCAAGGGCCGAAUUCAAAUGCAAGAAAAGAAGAUUGACGAAUUAAAGAAGAAGCUCAACUGGGGUAAACCACUCGAUGAAUUACCUGAGUGGACAUGGAAAGAGUUUGCCCUGAAAAAGGACGGAGGUCAAAACUAUCUUGUAGUUGACAAAAUAGUGUACAAUGUUCACAGCUUUAUGGAAGACCAUCCCGGUGGUCGUGGCUUCUUGAAAACUUCUAUUGGACGAGAUGUGUCGGCUUCAUUUAAUGGUGCCAUAUACUUCCACUCAAACGCUGCUCGAAAUUUGGCUACUCGUAUGAGGAUUGCCAAGAUUGUUGGCGAGAUACCCGAUGACGAAAAGGCCAAGGAGGAAUAG